CUCAGUAACAUUCGCUCUGUUUCAUUAAAACUUGUUAAGUAUGAACUGUCAAAUUUUCGGAUUUCGAUCCUUGAAACAAGAUGAUGUUUACAAACAAUCGAUGUUAAUAAUUAAAAUUAAUUUACCAUUAACGAAAACCAAUGCUCCAAAACUCAGAAUUCAAGUCAUCUCCAAGAGAUCGAAGCAACGUUCAUAUACUCCAGAAAUGAUUUUAGUUUAAUUCAACGUAUUUUAAAGAAGCAGCCAGUCUGUCAAAUACAAUGUUUAUUUAGUCUCUAAUCAGGAGAAAUGUAUCAAAUGGAACGGAGUCGUUCGAUGCAUCCCUCACCGGAUCAAGUGUACACUCUUUUAGAAGUCAUGGAGAUAAAUCCGCUUUUAGCGAAGGGCCACGUUAAGUCGGUAAUGGCCAGACAGACGGCCACCAGGCACUGGCAUCAUUUAGCUAUCAAACUAAACAAUAUGGGUGGAGCCACGAAGACCGGGAAGCAGUGGGCAAAGUAUUGGUCUGACAAGAAAAGUGCGGUUAAGAAAAAGGCAAUCGUACGUUUAACUGCAAUAAAACAAGGAUCUGACAGCGAACAAAUACUGGAACUGUCCGAUGUGGAAGAAAGAAUCAUAACUUUGAUGGGCGGUGAGAAGUUUGUAGUACCAGAAACUCCCAAACACGCGGCAAUCAACGACAGCUACAAGGACCCUCCUGGACGUGUCCCGGACGAGGACCGCGACACGCAACAAGCCAAUGUGGAAAUAAAUAACCACUCCUCGCGGAUAUCUGAGGAUGGUGAUUCAAGACAAACGACUAUGGUAUAUCAACACCCUGAGACAAUAGACGACCAAUCAAACAGAACUUCAAAUGUGUCUCUUUCGACUACGAUUGCGGAUCCCCUGGGGGACCCGCUGAGGCCGUCUUCGAAUAUGUCAGCCUCACACUUUAGCAGUACAUUGCGCACGGACGAGUCGAAACCCGCAUUGGAUUCCGUUAGAUCUGCUAGUCAUAUCAGAAAUAGAAGACCUUUUUAUCUCACGUCGGCUCCCACACGAAGUCGGAGAAGCUUCAUCAGGAACCUGACCGAGGGUCUGCUCAGGGUGGAGGAGCAGCGUUUAGAGAUGGAGAGGGAAAACGCGCAAUGGAACCAAAAACGAGACCGCAUGCUCAUUGAAACGUUUUCGGGGGUGUGCGAGAGUUUAAACGCUAGCCUUAACUGUUUGAACAAACUGACAUCGUUAUUAACAGAAUCAAUAAAAAAAGAAUGAAAA
Messenger RNA from Bombyx mori (domestic silkworm), 1257 nucleotides. RefSeq lists its product as uncharacterized. Bases 289 to 1254 code for a protein of 321 amino acids. The record is from RefSeq and is a predicted model, not a curated record. NCBI's taxonomy places the organism in Eukaryota, Metazoa, Arthropoda, Insecta, Lepidoptera, Bombycidae. The transcript has 9 exons.